CCGCUGAAGGUGGAAAACAAAGCGCAGACAUGCUCGCGUGAAACUGUCAGACGAGUUGAGGCGAUAUUCGCGUGGAGCCCGCGCCGCUGGUCGUUAGCGCGCCUUGAUUUCUGUCCGUUUCCACGAGAGCCGGGGGCAUGACGACAUCACGGCGCGUCUGACCACGCGAUGAAAUGAACUGCGUGCGCGUGUUAUUUCCACAGACAAGAUUUCUUCGUUGUUUACCUUCAGUUUUUUGGGGUUGUUUUUAAAGUAUAUGAAAACGCUAAUUAUAUAUAUUACCUUACGGAAUUGUACUGUAGUAAAUAUUAAAACGUGUUUAUAUUUGUGAAUAGAUGCUCAUUUUGCACCUUGCGCGUUCGCUGUUGUUUUUCGCUGGUCACCAUCGCAACGGGAGGAGCGCGAGACAUCCGGAGCAACGCGCAGCCUGAGAAACUCCGUUAAUCGCUCGUUUCUUUUUUUAUAAGUAUUUUAUUCGUCGUAGGUUAACCGUGAAGAAAGAUUUAACCGAAUUGUGGUAAAACCGAGGUACCUCGCCGGAGCGUCACAGCCCACAGAGUCCCGCGCCCCAGAUGUCACGGAGUAAAUGAGUCUGGCGUUACUUUACCGGACGGCGGAUCGUUUCUGAAGGCUUACAACACGCAAACGACCCCCUCACGCACGCGUGGAAACUGUUAACCGUUAUUUGGAUAGUAGUGUCGCCGAGCGUUCUCUAGAAAUAAUCGUUCGCUCGUAACGCGCUCGUGAGGUUUUGAGUCUCAUGAAGUUCUCCAGAGCUCGCGCGUCGCUGCGUGGUGCCGCGCGUGUUGGGCGCGCGGCGGAAAGGUCAGCUUGAGCUCGAGACUCCCCGCGGGACUGAGGCGACAGAGCGCGAGGAUGCCGGUGAGACGCGGACACGUCGCGCCGCAGAACACUUUCUUGGACACCAUCAUCAGAAAGUUCGAGAGUCAAAGCAGAAAAUUCGUCAUAGCCAACGCUCGAGUGGAGAACUGCGCCAUCAUCUUCUGUAACGAUGGCUUCUGUCACAUGUGCGGCUACAGGCGCGCUGAGAUCAUGCAGAAGCCAUGCACCUGUAACUUUCUGUACGGGCCGCACACCAAGAGGCUGGCGAUCGCGCAGAUGGCGCAGGCGCUGCUGGGCUCUGAGGAGAGGAAGGUGGAGAUCGCGCUCUACAGGAAGGACGGUGUGUGUUUACUGUGUUUAGUGGACGUGGUGCCGGUCAAGAAUGAAGAUGGCGUGGUGAUCAUGUUUAUCCUGAAUUUUGAGGUGAUGCCGGACGAUACAUUUCACGAACCACAAGAUCUCAAUCACAAGCUUCCUCUUCUGUGGCGUCAUUCAAAUCGCGCUCGAGGGAUCCGUCUGCGUCUGCCUCUCCUACACUACCGGAACAACAGUAAAUCUUCUCUGCGGGAGGACCCCGAGGCUGGCCGGGUAACGGCUCUCCCCACCACCUCCCGCCCAGAAAACCACGAGUCUCUCGCUCUCGGUGAGCUGCUCUCUCUUCCAGAGCACGAGCGGUCUCGCCGGACCCCCUCCGCGGCGUGCACCCCGUCCUCUCUCCUGCCCGAGGACCAGCGUAACCUCCUGGGCAGUGACCCCGGCUCACCUCCGCCGGCCCCACCCCAUCCUACCACCCUGCCCCUGGGUCAUUCCUCGCCCCGCCCGCAGCGGCUCAACCCGGACGCCUCGGUGUCCAACUGCAGCCUGACGAACAGCCGGUCGCGCGAAAGCUUUCACAGCAUGCGCCGCGCGUCUUCAGUGGACGACAUCGAGGCCAUGAGGCCCGAAUGGGACCGGAAGCACCGAACUCGCCCCACCAGCAGCAGCACGGGUGCCAUGAACAACAGGUCGCGCAUCUUAAACUCUACCUCCGACUCUGACCUCAUGCGUUACCGCGCCAUCAGUAAAAUCCCUCAGAUCACGCUCAACUUUGUUGAUUUUAAAGCGGACCCUCUCAUCGCCCUUCCGGCCGGAGAGAUGGACAUCCUCGCACCCUGUAAACUCAUCGACCGCACGCACAACGUCACAGAGAAAGUCACUCAGUUCUGCCACAUCGCUCGUAAAAACGGCGUGGAUAAGAGGGUGCUGACUGGAGCCGGACGAGCCCGUGAUCUUUCUGAGAUCUCUCACGUGAGGGAAGAACUCCCUGCUAAAGGUUCCUCACGCGGGGCAUGAGUUGAUGUCUGAGAUCAUGCGGUGCGGUAUCAGAGGAGUCCUCUCGCCCCAGCAGCCCAUUGGCGGUGGCGUCUGUGGUGGUUGGCGGGCGUAACGGCAGCGGCCCGAUGCGGCGCUGAGGAUCAUGGUGGGAACGCUGGUGCUGAAGCUGUUGACCGAGGUGCUCCAGUGCUCCCCGCUCUCAUGCCGCUCGGUGAGUCCGGCAUCACCAGCUGCAUCCGCUGGGACAUCACCAACGUUCCCCGUCUGUCCAGCGAGAACACU
Molecule: messenger RNA, 2439 nt
Organism: Triplophysa rosa
Lineage: Eukaryota; Metazoa; Chordata; Actinopteri; Cypriniformes; Nemacheilidae
Product: potassium voltage-gated channel subfamily H member 2-like
Exons: 6
Coding region: 877-2175 (432 amino acids)
Biological process (GO): membrane repolarization during action potential; potassium ion transmembrane transport; regulation of heart rate by cardiac conduction
Molecular function (GO): inward rectifier potassium channel activity
Source: RefSeq, a predicted model, not a curated record